UGUUAUGAAAUUAGGAAUUUAUUUUACCCUGUAAACUUGCUCUCCCGCGUCGUGAUGAACGCUUUUUCAUCCGACGCCUCUGUUGCUGUUAGAUAGUUGUACGUGGGCCGCAAAUAUCUAAUUUGUACGAAAUGACUGAUUUUGGUAUUUGUAUAAUCCUCCAGUCAGUUUAACCGAGCUGAGCUCUUCACAGCCCUCGGUGCCGCGGCCGCUCAUCUGAUUACACCGCUCAGGGGAAUACGGUUAAGGGCGGGCUGUUGGUAACCAGAGCAUUUCCAGGGCUGUAGUUCAGCAGAUGGGCGGCUUGGCUAUAUUCAUGCAUCUGCUUGCCUGCUGUGGCAGCUGCUGCUGCUUCAUGUUGUGUUCUUUUGUUCUGUUCCAUCCAAGAAUGGAACGCUAGGAAGUGUAGUGAAUGGAUUAAUUUAAGGUUAAGGUUAGUGUUUUGCUUGCUUUCUAAGUAACCGAUCAUAAUAAUGCUUCUGGUAGAAGCUAAUGAGUUUCUCUUAAAGUGAACUAGAUUUAGAAAAUACAGCUCGGCAAGGGGGCUCGAUUAGUAUUGUUGAUGGAAACCAAAUUCAGAUGUGUAAAAAAUACUGGCAGUUUUCGUCAUUUGUUCCUAAUUCUUUGUUUUCUUUCUCCCUUCCCCCUCCCCGCCUCCCGCUCCCUUCCAGGACCUCUGUCCAGACUUUGCCUGCCACUGCAGGGUCCAAGAGCAUUAAGGAGAUAUGGAAGGACGUGAAGAAGAUUAGUUAAGGAUUACAGGCGUUGAGGACGAACACCUCAGUGAAGUGAAGCACAGACAAGCUCCUGAGCUGUAGUUUGGAGGAAGGAGCCGUGUGUCGGCAGAAGAUGGCGGACCCGGGAAUGAUGAGUCUUUUCGGUGAGGAUGGGAAUAUUUUCAGUGAAGGCCUCGAAGGCCUCGGCGAUUGUGGUUACCCUGAAAAUCCAGUGAACCCCAUGGGCCAGCAGAUGCCCAUGGACCAGGGCUUUGCCUCUCUGCAGCCGUCCCUCCAUCAUCCCUCCACUAAUCAGAAUCAAACCAAGCUGACCCAUUUCGAUCACUAUAAUCAGUAUGAGCAGCAGAAGUUGCACCUGAUGGAUCAGCCGAGCAGAAUGAUGACCGGCGGCCCCGGGAACGGACUCGCGUCCCCCCACUCGCAGUACCACACCCCUCCCGUUCCCCAGGUCCCUCACGGCGGCGGCGGCGGCCCGAUGGGCGUCUACCCUGGCAUGCAGAACGAAAGGCACGGCCAGCCUUUCGUGGACAGUGGCUCCAUGUGGGGCCCCCGGGCCGUUCAGGUCCCGGACCAGACGCGAGCCCCCUACCAGCAGCCGCAGCCNNNNCCCCAGCCGCCCCAGCCGGCUCCGCCGGGGCCCCCCGCCCAGGGCCACCCGCAGCACCUGCAGCCGAUGGGCAGCUAUCUGGCCCGCGGGGACUUUUCCAUGCAGCAGCACGGUCAGCCGCAGCAGAGGAUGAGCCAGUUUUCCCAAGGCCAGGAGGGCCUCAAUCAGGGGAACCCUUUCAUUGCCACCUCAGGACCCGGCCACCUGUCCCACGUGCCCCAGCAGAGUCCCGGCAUGGCGCCUUCCUUACGUCACUCAGUGCAGCAGUUCCACCACCACCCCCCCACUGCUCUCCAUGGAGAAUCCGUUGCCCACAGUCCCAGAUUCUCCCCGAAUCCUCCUCAGCAAGGGGCUGUCCGGCCACAAACCCUUAACUUUAGUUCUCGGAGCCAGACAGUCCCCUCACCUACUAUAAACAACUCAGGGCAGUAUUCUCGAUAUCCUUACAGUAACCUAAAUCAGGGAUUAGUUAACAAUACAGGGAUGAAUCAAAAUUUAGGCCUUACGAAUAAUACUCCAAUGAAUCAGUCCGUACCCAGAUACACCAAUGCUGUAGGGUUCCCGUCGAACAGUGGUCAGGGACUAAUGCACCAGCAGCCCAUCCACCCCAGCGGCUCACUUAACCAAAUGAACACACAAACUAUGCAUCCUUCACAGCCUCAGGGAACUUACGCCUCUCCACCUCCCAUGUCACCCAUGAAAGCGAUGAGUAACCCAGCAGGCACCCCUCCUCCGCAAGUCAGGCCCGGGAGUGCUGGGAUACCAAUGGAAGUUGGCAGUUAUCCAAAUAUGCCCCACCCUCAGCCAUCUCACCAGCCCCCUGGUGCCAUGGGAAUCGGACAGAGGAAUAUGGGCCCCAGAAACAUGCAGCAGUCUCGUCCGUUCAUGGGCAUGUCCUCAGCACCGAGGGAGCUGGCCGGGCACAUGAGACCAAAUGGUUGUCCCGGUGUUGGCCUUGCAGAUCCACAAGCAAUCCAGGAACGUUUGCUACCUGGCCAGCAGCACCCUGGCCAGCAGCCGUCUUUUCAGCAGUUGCCAACCUGUCCUCCGAUGCAGCCCCACCCGGGCUUGCACCACCAGUCUUCACCCCCACACCCGCAUCACCAGCCUUGGGCACAGCUCCACCCAUCACCCCAGAACACCCCGCAGAAAGUGCCUGUGCCUCAGGUAAGAGAACUCUGACCCUGCCUGCCUUGUGGUAUAAAACGUAACUCUGUGGACUUAAUCUAACAGACUUUUCCUUUAAACUUCAUGCAAAGCAUUUUUAUUACGAGAUUCUUAAUUUUGAUCUUGUUAAGCUGCCCCAGAAUUUCAUUUUUUUUUUUUACUAUUUCUCCCUUUAUUUACUCUGUCACUUACUAACUUAUGCAUUUAUUCAGCUAUUCAGAAAGCCUCGGGUCCUCCUGUCCCAGGAAUUGUGCUGUGUGCUAAGAAUGCAAAGGUAACUAAGCGCAGGUCCCUGCCUGCAGGGUCUGCUGUCACUUCCAGCAGGAGGCCGACACUGGACAAAUGUCUUUUUCUUCUCCUUUUUCUUCUGUUCUUUCUAUUUCUCUCUUCCUCUCUGUUUUAAAAAUACACAUAAAGCUUCAAAGUUGCAGAACACAAUGCUUGUUCUUGGUGAACUUUGACCAGUUUGGGGAGACAGGACCAACAUGUGAACGUACGAAGCAGAGUGAAAGACCGCACAUGAUUAUGUGACAAGCGUCCAGGGGUGCAUGAUAGUGCUUGGAAUUUG
Molecule: messenger RNA, 3079 nt
Organism: Miniopterus natalensis
Lineage: Eukaryota; Metazoa; Chordata; Mammalia; Chiroptera; Miniopteridae
Source: RefSeq, a predicted model, not a curated record